Messenger RNA from Harmonia axyridis, 384 nucleotides. RefSeq lists its product as uncharacterized. The record is from RefSeq and is a predicted model, not a curated record. NCBI's taxonomy places the organism in Eukaryota, Metazoa, Arthropoda, Insecta, Coleoptera, Coccinellidae. The transcript has a single exon. The coding region runs from base 1 to 384 and encodes 127 amino acids.
AUGGGCAUGAGACAGAAAAGUAGAAUCAAAGCAGUAGAAAUGAAAUACCUCAGAAGAGUGAAGGGAGUGACAAGAUUGAAUAAAAUAAGGAACGAGUCAAUAUGUCAAGAUCUGGAGAUAGAGCCAUUACAGGAUUUUGUAGAGAGAAGACAACUCAGCUGGUGGGGACAUUUGAAUAGAAUGAACAACGAGAGGCCUGCGAAGCAAAUAUGGGAGGCCAAAAUCCAAAAGAGGAAGAAAAGAGGAAGACCAGAACAAACAUGGAACAACACCAUCACCGAAAUAAUUAAGGAGAGAGGACGAACAUGGAGAGAAGCAAGAGAUAUGGCUGUGGAUAAAAGAGCAUGGACCAAAUUCGUACAUGGGGGAGAAAUCCAACAAUGA